UAUGCUUGAAAGACUAUACAGAAGAAUCUGGUACGUUUACUUCUCCAAACUUCCCCAAUGAUUACCCCAACAACUGGCAGUGCAUUUAUAGGAUCACAGUGGGAACCAGCCACCAGAUUGCAUUGCAUUUCAUGAACUUCUCCUUGGAGGAGGAAUUUGGUGGAAAAUGUCUAGGAGAUUUUGUGGAAAUUAAAGAUGGAGGCUAUGAAACAUCACCACUCCUGGGAAAAUACUGUGGCUCAACUACACCUCCAAGAAUCAUCUCUCACAGUAAUAAAUUAUGGUUGCAAUUUAAGAGUGAUGUCGUUUUGUCAAGUUCUGGAUUCUCAGCUUACUGGGAUGGAUCAUUAACAGGUUGUGGGGGCAAUCUCACCACUCCCACUGGCACCUUCACAUCUCCCAACUACCCGAUGCCCUAUUACCACAGCUCCGAAUGCUACUGGUGGCUGAAAGCCAGCCAGGGCAGCCCAUUUGAACUGGAAUUUGAAGAGUUUCACUUGGAGCAUCAUCCUAACUGCACUUUAGAUUAUCUGGCCGUAUAUGAUGGUCCAGGUACCAGCUCUCACCUGCUAACUCAGCUUUGUGGGGAUGAGAAACCGCCUCUGAUUCGUUCUAGUGGAGACAGCAUGUUUUUAAAACUGAGGACGGAUGAAGUCCAACAAGGAGGUGGCUUCCUGGCCAAAUACCACCAGACCUGUGAGAACGUGGUGAUUGUGAAUCGAACCUAUGGCAUCCUAGAGAGUAUACAUUAUCCAAAUCCCUAUUCUCACAAUCAGCGCUGCAACUGGACCAUCCAAGCAACAACUGGCAACACUGUGAAUUACACAUUUUUGGAAUUUGAAUUGGAAUAUCACCUAAACUGCUCCCAUGACUAUUUAGAGAUCUAUGACGGCUCACGGAGGAUAGGGCGCUAUUGUGGAAAAGAUAUGCCACCUUCAGGGAGCACCACGGGCUCGGUUCUUCAAGUGCUGUUCCACACCGAUGGGGUUGGUAAUAAGGAGAAAGGAUUCCAGAUGCAGUGGUUCGUUCACGGUUGUGGUGCGGAGUUGUCUGGGGCCAUGGGCUCCUUCAGCAGCCCUGGAUACCCAAACACGUACCCCCCCAGCAAGGAGUGUAUAUGGUACAUUCACACUGCUCCUGGGAGUAGCAUUCAGCUCACCAUCCACGACUUUGAUGUGGAGUAUCAUGAAAGCUGCAGGUUUGACGUCCUGGAGAUCUAUGGAGGCCCCGAUUUCCACUCUCCCAGAAUAGCCCAGCUGUGUACCCGGAGGUCACCUGAGAAUCCCAUGCAGGUCUCCAGCACAGGACAUGAGCUUGCCAUCCGAUUUAAGACUGACAGCAUGAUCAGUGGGAGAGGCUUCAAUGUCUCAUGGCAGGCUGUCCCUGGAGGUUGUGGUGGGAUUUUCCUGGCUCCCAGUGGAGAGAUUCAUUCUCCAAAUUACCCCAGUCCUUAUAGAAGUAACACUGACUGUUCCUGGGUCAUUCGAGCGGAAAGAAAUCACCGUGUUCUCUUGAACUUCACUGACUUUGAUCUUGAACCUCAGGACUCUUGUAUUAUAGCAUACGAUGGUUUAAGCUCCGCAACUACCCGCCUUGCCCGUGCUUGUGGAAGACAGCAGCUGACUAACCCCAUCACCUCUUCAGGAAAUAGCCUCUUUGUGAGAUUUCAGUCUGGCCCUUCUAGACAGAGCAGGGGCUUCCAAGCUCACUUCAGGCAAGUCUGUGGAGGCUACAUCCUCACCGACUCCUUUGAUACAAUAUCCUCUCCAUUGUUCCCUGCCAAGUACCCAGACAAUCAGAACUGCAGCUGGAUAAUUCAAGCUCAACCCCCAUUCAAUCAUAUCACCCUCUCCUUUACUCACUUUGGACUUGAAAGCAGCACAACAUGCACACAAGACUUUUUAGAAAUUUUGGAUGGCAACUAUGAUGACGCGCCCCUCCGAGGCAGAUAUUGCGGCACCUCCAUGCCCCAUCCCAUUACUUCCUUCAGCAAUGCUCUGACAGUGAGGUUCAUCUCUGACUCCAGCGUGAGUUUUGGUGGUUUCCAUGCUACAUAUGCCGCAUCAUCAUCAGCUUGUGGUGGGGACUUCCACAUGGCUGAAGGCACCUUCGACAGCCCUGGCUACCCUGAAGUUUAUCCCUCUAAUGUGGAAUGUGUCUGGAACAUUGUCAGUUCCCCUGGCAACCGGCUCCAGCUGUCUUUCAUAACGUUCCAGUUGGAGGAUUCUCAGGACUGUAGCAGAGAUUUUGUAGAGAUCCGGGAAGAAAAUGCCACCGGUCACCUGGUGGGGCGAUACUGUGGAAACACCCUCCCCCUCAAUUACUCAUCCAUUGUUGCACACAACCUGUGGAUCAGAUUUGUAUCCGAUGGCUCAGGCAGUGGCACAGGCUUCCAGGCCACGUUUGCUAACAUAUUUGGCAAUGACAAUAUUGUGGGAACUCAUGGGAAAGUUGCCUCUCCCUUAUGGCCUGGAAAUUACCCUCACAACUCUGAUUACCAAUGGAUAGUGAAUGUGAAUGCCUCUCAAGUUGUCCAUGGUAGGAUCUUGGAGAUGGACAUUGAAUCAACACACAACUGCUAUUAUGAUAAGUUAAGGAUUUAUGAUGGCGCUGGCAUUCAUUCUCGCCCCAUUGGAACGUACUGUGGUGCUCAGACUGACUCUUUUAGCUCCACAGGAAGUUCUUUGACAUUUCAGUUUUCUUCUGACUCUUCAGUCUCAGGGAAAGGAUUCCUUCUAGAGUGGUUUGCAGUGGAUGCUGCUGUCGGACCCUUACCUACCAUUGCUACAGGUGCCUGCGGUGGGUUCCUGAGGACAGGAGAGGUGCCAGCCUUUCUUUUCUCCCCGGGCUGGCCCCAAAACUACGGGAACCGGGCUGACUGUGUGUGGCUGAUCCAGGCCCCUGACUCCACAGUGGAACUCAACAUCCUCUCCCUGGACAUCGAAUCUCAUGGAACAUGCAACUAUGAUAAACUUGUGAUACGAGAUGGAGACAAUAACAUGGCCCGGCAGCUGGCGGUUCUCUGUGGCAGAGAGAUCCCGGGACCCAUCCGGUCCACGGGAGAGUUCCUGUGGCUCCGGUUCACCUCGGACUUCAGUGUGACCAGGGCGGGCUUCAAUGCCUCCUUUCACAAGAGUUGCGGUGGAUAUUUGCAUGCAAACAGAGGCAUUAUCACAUCCCCCAACUACCCGGAGACCUACCCUCCCAACCUCAACUGCUCUUGGCACAUCCUGGUUCCCAGCGGCCUGACCAUCGCUGUCCAUUUUGAGCAGCCCUUCCAGAUUGCAAAUGGGGACUCCUCUUGUAACGAGGGGGAUUACCUGGCGCUAAAAAAUGGACCUGACAUCUCUUCUCCACCCAUGGGACCUCAUGGAGGAAAUGGUCAUUUUUGUGGCAGUCGCCCUUCAUCCACUCUGUUCACCUCAGAUAAUCAAAUGUUCGUUCAGUUUAUUUCUGAUAAUAGUAAUGGAGGGCAAGGAUUUAAAAUCAAAUAUGAGGCACAGAGUUUAGGUAACUGUACAUCCAAUUACCUUGAGUUGCGAGAUGGAGCUGAUUCAAAUGCACCAAUAAUUUCCAAGUUGUGUGGUACCUCUUUGCCCAGAAGUCAGUUGUCCUCGGGAGAGGUGAUAUAUUUGAGAUUCCGGACUGACAACAACUCCACUCAUGUGGGAUUCAAGGCCAAGUAUUCUAUAGCCCGGUGUGGGGGAACAUUGACAGGGCAAAGUGGUGUCAUCCAAAGCAUCGGAUAUCCAACACUUGCAUAUUCAGACGAUUUAUUAUGUGAGUGGCAUCUCAGGGGUCCCUCGGGACACUAUCUCACCAUCCAUUUUGAAGACUUUAACCUUCAGAAUUCCUCUGGCUGUGAAAAAGACUUUGUUGAGAUCUGGGAAAACCAUACCUCUGAUUUCUCUCUUACUGCCUCAGGAUUCAGACUACGGUUUGAAUCCAGUCUGGAAGGCUUUGUUAUCUCAGUAAAUAAUAAUUCCAAACUCCUGAUUGCUCAAGUCAAAAACCUUGAUGUCUGUUUUGGAUACCUUUCUCUCACACCUUGUUACAUCCAUAAGCAAGUACCAUUGGCUGUGUUCAAUGGCAUUAGAAGUAACUCACCCGUGCUCGGGAAGCUGUGUAGCAGUGUGAAUAUAAGUGAUGAGAUCAAAUCUUCAGGAAAUACAAUGAAAGUCAUUUAUUUCACUGAUGGGUCCAGGCCAUAUGGAGGCUUCAGUGCUUCCUACACAUCCAGUGAAGAUGCAGUGUGUGGUGGGGCCCUUACCAGUUCCCCGGAAGGAAACUUUACUUCUCCUGGCUAUAAUGGAGUCAGCAAUUACUCAAGAAACCUAAACUGUGAAUGGACUCUCAGCAAUCCGAAUCAGGGAAAUUCAUCCAUUUACAUUCACUUUGAGGAUUUUUACCUAGAAAGUCACCAAGACUGUCAGUUUGAUGUCCUAGAGUUCCGAGUGGGUAAUGCCGAUGGGCCUCUGAUAUGGAGACUUUGUGGACCUGUAGCAUCUACAGUGCCAUUGGUUAUACCUUAUUCUCAGGUAUGGAUACACUUUGUCACCAAUGAACGUGUUGAACAUACUGGAUUCCAUGCAGAGUAUUUCUUUACAGACUGCGGUGGAAUACAAACAGGUGAGAGUGGAGUGAUCGCAAGCCCCAACUAUCCAGCUUCGUAUGACAGCUUGACCCACUGUGCUUGGUUGUUGGAAGUCCCAGAAGGUGACACCAUCACUCUUACGUUUAGUGACUUUGACAUUGAAAGCCAUAGCACCUGUGCUUGGGACUCUGUCACUGUCAGGAAUGGUGGUUCUCCCGGAUCGCCCAUCAUAGGACACUACUGUGGAACGUCAAGCCCCAGCCCAAUCCGGUCGGGCUCUAACCAGCUGGUGGUGAUUUUCAAUUCAGACCAUUCGGUGCAAAAUGGUGGAUUUUAUGCUACGUGGAGCGCGCACACUUUAGGCUGUGGUGGAAUACUUCACUCAGACAACGGUACAAUCAGAUCCCCUCACUGGCCUCAGAAUUUUCCUGAGAACAGCAGAUGUUCCUGGACAGUCAUUACUCACGAAAGUAAUCACUUGGAAAUCAGCUUUGACAAUAACUUCCUAAUCCCCAGUGGUGAUGGACAGUGUCAUUACAGCUUUGUGAAGGUGUGGGCAGGAACGGAGGAGAUGGACAAAGCCCUGUUAGCCACAAGCUGUGGGAAUGUGGCUCCCGGUGCCAUCAUCACUCCAAGAAAUGCAUUCACGGCCGUGUUCCAGUCUCAGGAGGCCCCAGCCCCGGGCUUCUCUGCCUCCUUUGUAAGCCGAUGUGGAAGCAAUUUCACUAAACCUUCAGGCUACAUUAUUUCUCCAAAUUACCCGAAGCAAUAUGACAACAACAUGAAUUGCACUUAUUUCAUAGAGGCUAAUCCUCUGUCUGUGGUCUCCUUGACUUUUGUGUCUUUCCAUUUGGAAGCUCGCUCAGCCGUAACGGGAAGCUGUGACAAUGACGGCCUGCACAUUAUCAGGGGCCACAGCGUAGCCUCCACACCUUUUGCUACCGUGUGUGGUGAUGAGGUCCUGUCUCCUGUUACCAUCUCUGGUCCAGCGCUGCUUAACUUCUACUCUAAUUCGCACACCACCGACUUCGGAUUUAAGCUUUCCUACCAGAUAACCUCCUGUGGUGGUGUGUUCAACUUCUCCACUGGAAUUAUCAAAAGCCCUGCCUAUUCAUACUCAGACUACCCUAACGACAUGUACUGCUUGUAUAACAUCACUGUGAGAGACAACAAAGUAAUUCUGCUCAAGUUCACUGAUUUUGAUGUGGUUCUCUCCACCUCCUGCUCCCAAGACUACCUGGCAAUUUAUGAUGGUUACAACAUCAGUGAUCCCCUUCUUGGCAAAUUCUGUGGUUCCAAGCUUCCACCAAAUGUUAAGAGCAGUAAUAACAGUAUGCUCCUGGUGUUCAAGACAGAUGCAUUUCAAACAGCAAGAGGUUGGGUGAUAACUUUCCGGCAGACACUGGGGCCUCAACAAGGAUGUGGUGGCUAUCUAACAGGCUCCAAUGGCACCUUUGCCUCUCCUGAUUCUGAUGCAAAUGGAAGAUAUGACAAGAAUUUAAACUGCAUAUGGUUCAUAAUCGCCCCGGUAAACAAACUCAUUAAACUCACCUUCAAUACAUUUGCUCUGGAGUCAGCAUCUGCUUUGCAAAGAUGCAUUUAUGACUACGUAAAGUUAUAUGACGGGGAGAGUGAAAACGCCAAGCUGGCCGGAACAUUCUGUGGUUCCACUGUACCCGCUCCCUUUGUCUCUUCUGGGAACUUCCUGACAGUUCAGUUUGUCAGUGACAUAAGUUUAGAAAGGGAAGGAUUUAAUGCCACAUAUACCUUCAUUGACAUGAUUUGUGGUGGAACAUAUAAUGCAACUUGGACCCCACAAAAUAUUUCGUCACCCAAUGCAUCAAACCCAGAUGUCCCACUUACCACCUGCACGUGGGUCUUCGAAGCUCCUGUGCAUCAGCAGGUCGAGAUAACCGUGUGGGCAUUCCAGCUGCAGUCGCGGGACUGCCACCAGAAUUACUUGGAGUUUCAGGACACACCGGAGAGUAGUGGAAAUGCAAGAAUCCACCUCUGUGGCAGAAAUGCAACAGCUGUACCAACAUUCUAUUCUUCUAUGAGCACUGCCAUUGUCAUUUUCAAGUCCGAAGUUUUUAAUGACAACUCCAGAGUGAGUUUUACCUAUCAGAUUGCAGGUUGUAACAGAAACUAUAAAAAGGCGUUUGGCAAUCUGAAGAGCCCCGGAUGGCCUGCUAAUUAUAACAAUGACAUGGAUUGCACUGUUACUCUCACAGCCCCACAGAACCACUCCAUUUCCCUCUUCUUCCACUCCUUUGGCAUCGAGGACUCAAGUGAAUGCAGACAUGACUUCUUGGAGGUAAGAAAUGGAAGUGAUAGCAGUUCGCCAUUACUCGGCACAUAUUGUGGAACUCUGUUGCCAAAUCCUAUCUUCUCUCAAAAUAAUGAACUGUACCUGCGAUUUAAGAGUGAUAGUGCAACUUCCAGUCAUGGAUAUGAAAUUAUCUGGACCUCAAACCCCUCUGGCUGUGGUGGAACUCUUUAUGGCGACCAUGGCUCCUUCACCAGCCCUGGCUAUCCGGGCACUUACCCAAAUCACACUCACUGUGAAUGGGCCAUCACCGCUCCUGCUGGAAGACUUGUCACCGUCAACUUUUACUUCAUCAGCAUUGACGAUCCUGGAGACUGUGUCCAGAACUAUCUUCUACUCUAUGAUGGACCAGAUGUUAAUUCUCCAUCCUCUGGACCAUAUUGUGGCACAGACACUAACAUAGCUCCCUUUGUGGCCUCCUCACAUCGGGUCUUCGUAGAAUUUCAUGCAGAAUAUGCAGUGCGUCCGUCAGCAAUACAGUUAACCUGGGACAGCUGAGGGCGCCACACGGAUUCAGCACCGUGGCUCAUCUGCAGGAGCCUCAGACAUCGCCCUGGACAGAGUUCUGCCAUCCUGAUCCGUGACCCUGCCUAUGCCACUGAGAGUAACUUUAACACUUGUUUUUCACCAAAGAAUGUGUGGAAUCAAUAUUUGUACAUUUUUAAAAGUGUAGAACAUAACUUCCUUAAUUUUGGCUGUGCUCGUCAUUCUUAAUUCUAAUAUUUGAGCUGAAAUGUUCUAAACUUCCCUAAAGAGUUGGAAGUGAUUAUGG
Myotis davidii is the source of this 7692-nucleotide messenger RNA. It is a transcript of the gene CUBN, whose product is annotated as cubilin. The record is from RefSeq and is a predicted model, not a curated record. The annotation marks the transcript as partial. The transcript has 44 exons. Lineage: Eukaryota; Metazoa; Chordata; Mammalia; Chiroptera; Vespertilionidae.